AUGUCUAUAGCUUCUCAAGCUUUCUCUCUUUCAUCUGUACCUAAAUGCAGUCACGAAGCUCAAAAAGAAAGAGCCAAUAUGGCCCUCACUUUUGAUAAAUACAAGGGUAGGCUUCAAAUGCUUCCCAAGGAGAGAGGUUGGAUAACAGGAAACCUAUACAUGUACCAAGGCUUUUGGCACCAGUCGAUGCGUAUAAUCUCAAUAGAAACUGUGAUGGCCUUACAAGACACUUUCAAAGCUCACCCAACAGAUAUAUACUUGGCCACACUGCCAAAAUCUGGCACGACAUGGCUCAAGGCGCUCGUGUUUGCUAUCGUUAACAGAAAUCGCUACAAAAACAACUCUCUUUCAACUCACCCUCUACUCAUCUCCAACCCUCACAACUGUUUGCCUUUCAUUGAGACUGAAGUAUAUAGACACACACCUACAUAUGCCAAACCACAUUCACCACGACUGUUUGCUACCCAUAUACCCUACAUUUCAUUGCCUCAAUCCAUUCUUCAGUCGAAUUGUCGACUAAUUUAUUUAUGUAGAAACCCUAAAGAUGUUUUGGUCUCUAUGUUUCACUUUGCAAACAAGUUGAGAGACAAAUCGGGCAGUCUACUGACAUUUGAGGAGGCGUUCGAUUCGUUUAGUAAUGGGGUCAUGCCAAUAGGACCUUACUGGGACCAUGUAAAAGGGUACCACAAGGUUAGUUCAGAACACCCGGGAAAGGUUCUAUUUUUAACGUACGAGGAUAUGAAAACGGAUACUAUAAAUCAUGUCAAGCGAGUUGCGAAGUUCUUGGGCUACCCAUUCACAGAGAAAGAAGAGACUGAAGGUGCAGUCCAAGAGAUUAUCAGACUAUGCAGUUUCGAAAAUUUAAGCGAGGUUAAUAAGCAUGGAAAUCUACGUGAGGGUAUACCUAAUGAUGCUUUUUUCAGGAAAGGGGAAGUUGGAGAUUGGACCAACCAUCUCACCAAUGAAAUGAGCCAGAAUUUAGAUCGAAUUACCAGAGAAAAGUUCCAUGGUUUGGAUAUCUCCUUCAACUAA
Molecule: messenger RNA, 1032 nt
Organism: Lactuca saligna
Lineage: Eukaryota; Viridiplantae; Streptophyta; Magnoliopsida; Asterales; Asteraceae
Source: the annotation of a GenBank genome assembly